AUGAAGUUUCUAUGUUUGCAUGGAGCCUAUGGCAACAUUCCCUCGUACUUCGGUCCAGGACCACAUUAUCGUUUCUUCAAAGACAAAGGAGAGGCCGAAGCAUCAGCAGUUGAAGGAAUCAGAGUAUUCCCCGAAGCCGACACCCCUGAAGAUGCUCUCCGUGCACUCAUGCCUAGAGGCGAGACGAAGAUUGGCUUCGCUGAUGCGAGACAAGCUGCCUUGAAACAGCUUUAUGAAGCACUCGAUGCUGACCCUGAGAUCAACGGAGUCAUUGGAUACAGCGAGGGCGCCUCUGCUGCGGCCACACUCAUCUACGAUGAGCAGGAGAGGAUGAGAUCCGAGGGUUAUGUGCCAAGGAUCAAAGCAGCUGUCUUCUUCAUGGGAUGGCCUGCACUCACUAGCGAGAACAUUCCUGCCUUGUCGGACGAGGUCGAACACCUUCUUGAGGUCCAGUCUCUGCACAUCAUUGGUGCCAAUGGUAUGGUAACACGACAUCCUACUCCCUUACGACCACUUUUUAACAUUUGCANNGACCCAUACAAGGACGGUGCGCUUGCCUUGUACAACCUCUUUGACGACAACAUGGCUGUCUUCUUCGAUAGUGCGGGCGGCCACACUAUUCCUCGUCAUGGUAAAUUGUUGCAAGAGCUAGCUCAAGCAGUGAAAGACCUGAUCGCCGAGAUACCUGAAGAUGAUUCUGCUGAGCUGCCUGGGCCAGUCGUUGUAGCCAAACGUCUAGACUCCGCUGUCGAUAUCCCUACACUGAGUGCGCUGAAGCUGGCAGGGGUGUAG
Messenger RNA from Aureobasidium uvarum, 792 nucleotides. The record is from the annotation of a GenBank genome assembly. NCBI's taxonomy places the organism in Eukaryota, Fungi, Ascomycota, Dothideomycetes, Dothideales, Saccotheciaceae.